This is a messenger RNA of Pistacia vera, 432 nucleotides long. RefSeq lists its product as uncharacterized. The record is from RefSeq and is a predicted model, not a curated record. The coding region runs from base 1 to 432 and encodes 143 amino acids. The transcript has a single exon. NCBI's taxonomy places the organism in Eukaryota, Viridiplantae, Streptophyta, Magnoliopsida, Sapindales, Anacardiaceae.
AUGGGGAAUUGCCUAGUUCACCAAGAAAAGAUGAUAAAGGUGAUGAGAUCUGAUGGAAAAGUUCUGGAAUAUAAAUCACCCAUCAAAGUGGAGGACGUUUUGUCAGAAUUUUCGGGGCAUUCACUCUCCGAUUCGCUUCCAGAAAUCAGGAAACUGAGGCCGGAUGUUAAACUUGUUGGUGGGAACUUGUACUUUCUAGUACCAAAAGUUGAGAAAAAGAAGGUGAGGUUUUCGGAUCAGAAGGCGGCCGGAGAUGGGCAAGGAACCGCCGGUAUUGUGAGAAUAAAGAUGGUUAUCAGUAAGCAAGAAUUGCAGGAGCUGAUGCAAAAGGGAGGAGUUUCAGUUGAGGAUAUGAUUUCUCAAAAAAAAAAUGAAGCUGAAUACAACCAAGUGUGGAAGCCGGAGUUAGAAAGCAUACCAGAAGUAGACUAG